CUCAGCUGUGCCGGAUCAACGUCAAGGCGACCAACAUCCGGAGCCCGUGCCUUCGUCACCCAAGCCCAGCCUUACACCGAAGCAGACGACAGCAGACGACGAACAACGCACGCGCGGCUCAAUCAUCCCCCCCGGCGAUAUACCGACGACACUUUUCUUCUCCUCCAAGAGCAUCGACUGCUCGAGAACACUCCCGACGAAACACGCCCAGAUCCCCGCCCGCCCGAUCCAUCUACAACGAUUCGCAGACUGGGAGCUAUCUUCAGCUAA
Messenger RNA from Colletotrichum paranaense, 270 nucleotides. RefSeq lists its product as uncharacterized. The transcript has a single exon. Lineage: Eukaryota; Fungi; Ascomycota; Sordariomycetes; Glomerellales; Glomerellaceae. The record is from RefSeq and is a predicted model, not a curated record. The annotation marks the transcript as partial.